GUGAAGAGAGAGAAAAGGUGAAUCUAGUGAGAGAGUGGAAACCAGGGAAGGGCGUGAAGAGAAUAACGGAGAAUCUAGAGAGAGAAAGAGGUUGAAAUUCUUCAGAGCUCAAAAGGGGUUUUUAGAGAGAGAGGGGUACAGGAGCGGAAUUUCAGUUCAAAGGAGUACUUUAAGACUUUAGAGAAAAGGGAUUUUUAGAAAUAAAAGAGGGAAAAAGUUACAUAGGGUUUUGUGUGAGAGAGAGAGAGAGAGAGAGAGGAAGAAGGGGGAGAGGAAGCAACAGUGAAAGGUUUUCCGGCAUUCAUGUCGCCGGAAAAAUGGGCAGGAACCCUCCUCCUACUGCUCAUCAUUUCAUUUUCCGGCGUUUCAGGUGGAUUUGUGGGUGUAAACAUAGGAAUGGACCUCUCUUCCUCUCCAUCGGCGGAGGACAUCGCCGCCCUUCUCCGGUCGGAGGGAGUGACCCAUGUUCGCCUGUUCGAUGCUGAUCGCAAGCUCCUCGCCGCCCUUGCUGGCACUGGUAUCCAAGUCACUGUGGGGAUCCCCAAUACUGAACUCCUCCGCAUAGGGCAGUCCCCCUCCGCUGCCGCCGCCUGGGUGAACCUCAACGUGGCUGCACAGCUUCCGGACACCAACAUCACGGCCAUUGCAGUCGGCAGCGAGGUCCUUACCUCCCUCCCGAACGCCGCCCUCAUCCUCGUCCCUGCCCUGACCAACAUCCAUGCCGCCCUGGUCGCCUCUGCCCUCGACUCCCAAAUAAAAGUCUCGUCCCCUCAAGCAAUGGACAUCGUCGUCCAGUUCUUCCCCCCUUCCACGGCCUCCUUCAACCGCUCAAUCCUUCCCGUGCUGUCCCUGCUCUUGAACUUCUUGGAGAAGACAGAAGCCCCAUUCAUGCUCAAUGCGUACCCUUACUAUGCAUAUUCCGACGCCAAGGGCAUCUACCCGCUUGAAUUCGCCCUCUUUCGGGACCUUCCUCCAGCCCAGCGGAUUGUUGACCCCAACUCCGACCUCCCAUAUGACAACCUGCUCGACGCGAUGAUCGAUGCCGUCUACCACUCCAUGGAGGCUCUCAAUCACACCCACACUCCCAUUAUCUUAACAGAGUCGGGCUGGCCUCACGGCGGGGACUCCAGUGAGCUCGAUGCCACACCGGGCAAUGCCAUUAUCUACAAUACCAACUUGAUCAACCAUGUGCGUGGGGGCGGGGGCACACCUGGACGUCCAGAAUCUGAAGUGAGUGUUUUUGUAUACGAAAUGUUCGAUGAGGACCUGAGGCCAGGGCCUAUGUCCGAGAAGAGCUUGGGUGUGAUUUACCCGAAUUUGACAGCAAUUUACCCUUUGCAAUUGGGCAGUGGAGGGGCAUUGGCAGCGAAUCCCUCCUCUGCUUUGGGGGUGAGCGGCCUUUAUUGUGUAGCGACGCCGGGGGCGGAUGCCCUGGCGCUGAAGACCGGACUAGAUUGGGCGUGUGGGCCGGGGCUGGCAAACUGCACUGCCUUACAGGAAGGACAGCCCUGCUACAAUCCGAACACCUUGGAGAACCAUGCUUCUUAUGCCUACAACGAUUAUUACCAGAGGUCGUCCAGCUCAGGGGGGACCUGCAACUUUAAUGGCACUGCCACCACCACCUCCAUUGAUCCCAGUUAUGGAACGUGUGUUUUUACCGGAAGUUCAAAAUCGAGUGGCGGAGGCGGAAGCAGCGGGGGUGGCGUUUUGGGGCCUACCACUAGCCCGGGCGGGCUGAGCAACGGGUCUCCUCCCAGAAUUAGGGUUUCAAGGAGCGCGUUUCUUGUAACGUUUUUCCUUGCCCUGUUCCACCACUGCUACUGAAGAGGCACUCAUCCAUUAUUAGUGGGAGAGAGAGAGGGGAAGAGGGGCAAAAUUUUGGCAAAAGGUAUCAUAGUAAGUAAUAGGGUUUAAUGUGUAUGUAGUAUUGGUCUUAGUCGAUAUGUUAAAUGUACGUUGAAAAUUCAUGUAUGCAAUAAGAUUUAGGUGGGGAUUUCAAUCACCAGAUUUGGAUAA
Amborella trichopoda is the source of this 2016-nucleotide messenger RNA. RefSeq names its product O-Glycosyl hydrolases family 17 protein. The record is from RefSeq and is a predicted model, not a curated record. Gene Ontology annotation, biological process: carbohydrate metabolic process. Lineage: Eukaryota; Viridiplantae; Streptophyta; Magnoliopsida; Amborellales; Amborellaceae. Gene Ontology annotation, molecular function: hydrolase activity, hydrolyzing O-glycosyl compounds.